CUGUGCUCCUUUACGCUCGUUGUUACAAGGCCGGGAGCUAGGGGUGCUUGUCCCAUUAACGGGGCAGCGAAAGGCCCUCUGAGUGGUCAGUGACCGCCGUUGACAGAGCGUCUGCCCGCUCCCCAGUUCAUGACUGAAUGCCUCAGCGCGGGUUGACUCCUGAAUAACCUUCUGAGGUACCGCGAGCUCACCCUUAAAUGACCCCACACCCUGAAGAAAGAUCGGGGGGAUUCCAGGGGGUCUCGAGACACGGAUCUGCAGUUUUCCAAAUAGGUUGGAACAUGGCAUCGUUGCGAAGCAAAAGUUUCGUCAUGUUCGUGGCUGAUAUCGAUGACUGUUGUCAUUGGAAGAAGCUUUCGCCACCCCCUUGCUGGGCCCCCGCGUAGACCUGCCUUGCUAAGUUCAGUCUGGCUGGGGAGUGGAAUUUGCAGCCUGGGAUGCUGUUGCCUGUGACAGCGCAGCUUUUAUAACUAUAGAAAAACGACGCAGCGCUGACACAUUAUGGACAGUAGGCAUAAUGAUCCUUAUUUACACCUCAACUCCCCAGGGUCAAUGAGCACAACCCACUCACAUGGCCCCCCAAUGAGCGGUAUGGUGGGACACCCCUCUGUCAUCAGCACCUCUAGGCCCCUUCCAUCCCCAAUGAGAACUCUGGGCUCCCCAAUGAAUGGCCUAGCCUCACCCUACUCCGUCAUCACAUCCUCCAUGGGCUCGCCGUCCGUCCAGCUGCCCUCCACGCCUGCACUCAACUUUGGAUCGCUCCAUAGUCCACAGAUGAGAGAGAUGAACAGUAUGAACAGUGUCAGUAGUUCCGAGGACAUCAAGCCUCCUCCAGGUCUCCAGAAUCUUGGAAGCAUCAACUACAACUGCACCAGCCCCGGGGGAAUGUCCAAACACAUCUGUGCCAUCUGCGGAGACCGGUCCUCAGGGAAGCACUAUGGCGUGUACAGUUGCGAAGGCUGCAAAGGGUUUUUCAAAAGAACCAUCCGGAAAGACCUCACCUAUACAUGUCGAGACAGCAAGGAGUGCCUGAUUGACAAACGACAGCGAAACCGCUGUCAGUACUGCCGCUACCAGAAGUGCCUGGCCAUGGGCAUGAAGAGAGAAGGUGUGUCGGUGCAGGAGGAGAGGCAGCGGGGGAAGGAGCGGGGGGAGAACGAGGUGGAGUCCACCAGUAGUUUUAAUGAGGAGAUGCCUGUCGAUAAGAUUCUGGAUGCAGAGCUCGCUGUGGAGCCCAAAACGGAGACAUAUGCAGACGAAGGCCCCGGCAAUUCAAAGAAUGACCCGGUUACCAACAUCUGCCAGGCAGCAGACAAACAGCUGUUCACCCUGGUGGAGUGGGCCAAGAGGAUCCCUCACUUUUCAGAGCUGCCUUUAGAUGAUCAGGUUAUUCUACUACGGGCAGGCUGGAAUGAGCUCCUCAUUGCGUCCUUCUCACACCGCUCAGUCACAGUAAAAGAUGGAAUCCUAUUAGCCACAGGCCUCCACGUCCACAGAAGCAGCGCCCACAGUGCCGGAGUAGGCUCCAUCUUUGACAGAGUUUUGACAGAGUUGGUGUCUAAAAUGAAAGACAUGAAGAUGGACAAGACAGAGCUUGGCUGCCUUCGAGCUAUCGUCCUAUUCAACCCAGAUGCAAAGGGUCUGUCAAAUCCACCAGAGGUGGAAGGUCUUCGGGAGAAAGUCUAUGCCUCGCUGGAGUCCUACACCAAAGCCAAGUACCCAGACCAGCCCGGCAGGUUUGCCAAACUGUUGCUACGUCUCCCCGCCCUGCGCUCCAUAGGCCUUAAGUGUCUGGAGCACCUGUUCUUCUUCAAACUGAUAGGAGACACGCCCAUAGACACCUUCCUCAUGGAGAUGCUUGAAGCACCUCAUCAAAUCACAUGACAAAAGCCCCCCUUCUCUAUGUAUAUAAUCCCACAUUGUAAUUGAUAUGAAGAUGAAACUUGAUUCAAGUUGUAAAACAGACCUAUUUUGUACCAAGCACAAAUUAUUAUUAUUAUUGUCCAAAAAAAUAUUUUUGGGAGUGUAGGUAGGAUCUGUUUUAGGGGGAGGGGUAUGGUGUAAAAAAUACACUGUUAAAAUAAAUUCUAAUAGAAUUGUUGACAGAUUUUUGUUUUUGUAAAUAGAUAAUUUCAGGUAUCUGUUUUAAAAGCAACCAAUGCAAUAUUAAAGUCAUAUUUUAUUCAAAGCUUAAUUGUAUAAAACUAAAAACACCCCUACAUUUCUAAAAUACAUUUUCGAAUACUUCCAGAAUAAAAUUAUUUAAAAUGCAUAUUUUGGGAAUCAGUUUUGAUUGCAAUAUUUUUCAUGCAUUUGCACAAUGAUUAAACAGACAUGCCAGUACUGUAGGCUACCAUGUACAUGUACUUUUAGAUCAAUCUUCUGUAGUUUUUCCUAGGUAAUAGUCUACCUGCAGUAGGUAAAACCUGUCAGAUACUCUACCAUUCAUGUACUGCAAAGGAAUGUCUUGUUUCUUUGGUGAGCCACUAGAUGUCAUGAGUAGACCUACAUUGGUUAUGAUAAGCCUGCACAGCCUGAUUGAGAAAGCAGCUUUUGUUUAUCUAAUGGUUAAAUCUUUGAUAAAUCAUCAUGAAAUAAUUACCUAAACAACAACAUUCAUAUGAAAAACAAAUGGAUAAUUUCUCUUUUUUUAAUGUCUAGGCAUUGGUGGCAUAAUUGUGCUCAUCCUUUAUAAAUGGGAUUGAUGUUAGAUGUGACAUUUUUAACAUGUCAAAUUCCAAUAAUGUACAAUGGUAAUUUGUCGCCAUCUGACAUCACUUGUAAUUUUGAUUAGCCUUAGAAAAAUGCAAUUUUCUGUGACUGAAAAUUGUCUUUGUACAUGAUUUGAAGGUUUCUUGGUUGUCUACUGUAGAGAUAGCCUUGGUCCACAACCAUUGCGCAUUUUCUCCACAAGUCUGAGCUGUGAGGUAGAGGAAGCUAUUCCUCACAACAACAAAAAAAGCCUAUGUACACAGCUCAUCACCCAAAGUACAUGUUGUGAAUCAUGGUGGCAGUAUCAAUCUAUGGGGCUAGUUCUUUUCACCUGGGAGGGGCUCUGGUCAGGAUAGAGGUUGGCCAAUGAUAAAAGAAACCUUUUUAAAAUUUGUUGUGCGGAGCUUGCUUGUAUUAACCAGCAAGCUCAAAUUCUCAUUCUAAACCUUCAAAGUAAUGUUUGACACCAGUGUCAUAUUUUGGAUCAUAGCCCACAGGUGGUUUAUUAAAUUCUUCAAAUGUUUU
Esox lucius (northern pike) is the source of this 3237-nucleotide messenger RNA. It is a transcript of the gene rxrgb, whose product is annotated as retinoid X receptor, gamma b. Gene Ontology annotation, biological process: response to retinoic acid; retinoic acid receptor signaling pathway; cell differentiation. The record is from RefSeq and is a predicted model, not a curated record. Gene Ontology annotation, cellular component: nucleus; RNA polymerase II transcription regulator complex. Bases 502 to 1884 code for a protein of 460 amino acids. The transcript is spliced from 10 exons. Lineage: Eukaryota; Metazoa; Chordata; Actinopteri; Esociformes; Esocidae. Gene Ontology annotation, molecular function: retinoic acid-responsive element binding; nuclear steroid receptor activity; zinc ion binding.